This is a messenger RNA of Austrofundulus limnaeus, 443 nucleotides long. RefSeq names its product type-2 ice-structuring protein. The record is from RefSeq and is a predicted model, not a curated record. Lineage: Eukaryota; Metazoa; Chordata; Actinopteri; Cyprinodontiformes; Rivulidae.
AGACACUGUGAGUCCCUACAGGGGACUCUUGCGUCUGUGUUUGAUGAGAUGAUGGCAGGAGAGCUCCACCAGGAGCUGACUCAGGCGGGACAUGAACCUGGACCAGUCUGGGUUGGAGGCUACAGACCUCCUGGUCCUGGACUGAUGGUUUAGGCUUCAGUCAGUUUGCUGACUUCUGUGGAGGAGCCUCAGCUCCUCAGGACUGUCUGCAGAUCAGCUUCCACGAGCACCAGUCAGGAUGUCUGGGUGAGCUGCAGUGUGAGGUGAAGCUGCCGUCGGUCUGUGGAACAAUCCUCCUGUGACCCAAACAUGGAGUCUGUGCCUGAGGAGCCGACAGAAGCUCCAUCAUCUCUCACCUGAUCAGAUCAGCAAACUGUUCAUCAAAUCCUGUCAGAUCCUUUAUUCCUGGACUUUUUCCAAAUAAAACCUUCAUCUGUAGACAA